Messenger RNA from Carica papaya (papaya), 3379 nucleotides. The record is from RefSeq and is a predicted model, not a curated record. Lineage: Eukaryota; Viridiplantae; Streptophyta; Magnoliopsida; Brassicales; Caricaceae.
UCUCUCUCUCUCCUCUCUCGCAGAUUUUCUCUCUCUAAAAUGUUCUCUCUCUAAAACCCGCUCUCCGGGAAAAAGAUCUUCACUUUCUCACCCCGUUACUCCAUCGUGUUGUUUAUGGUCCGGAAUCAGAUCUCGGAGAACUAAUCGGCAAGCGUGUGGCCUUCGAUCUGUACGUGAUGGCACCAACAAGGAAAUCAAGGAGCGUGAACAAGCGAUUUUCAAAUGAAAUCUCUCCAGACAAAAGUUUUGCGAACUCAAGCAAAACUAAGCAGCGGAAGAGGAAACUGUCUGAUAAAUUAGGACCACAGUGGACCAAGGGAGAGCUUGCACGUUUUUAUGAAGCCUACCGGAAAUAUGGAAAGGAUUGGAAGAAGGUAGCUUCUCUAGUGCGGAAUAGAUCUGUCGACAUGGUGGAGGCCCUUUAUAAUAUGAACCGGGCAUACUUAUCCCUACCAGACGGAACAGCUUCCGUAGUGGGCUUAAUAGCAAUGAUGACAGACCAUUAUAACGUCCUGGAAGGUAGUGAUAGUGAAAGAGAGAGUGAUGAUGCUUUUGGAGUACCAUUGAAGCCUCAGAAACGCAAGCGAGUGAAAGUUCAGCUUAGUAACUCAAAAGAAGAUAACUAUAAUUCUCAACUAGUUACAUCGGGUGAUGGGUGCCUCUCAAUGUUGAAGAGGGUACAAUCUUAUGGUACCCAUCUCCGUGCAACUGGAAAAAGGACUCCUCGUGUCCCUGUCUCAUACCUACACAAGAAAGGUGACAGAGAAAGCUCCAUUGCACCAACCAAAUUAUUUAGAAAGUCUGAUGUUGUUGCUAACGAAGAUGAUGCCCGUGUGGCAGCAUUGGCUUUAGCAGAAGCAUCUCAAUUGGGAGAUUCUCCCAAAGUUUCUCUGAAACCUUACCGCAAAAAAGAGCCCAACAAAACUUCAUCUGUUGGGAGCUGGGAGAAGUCCAACCUUCAUGAUGCUUCAAUUCAUGAAGAUUGGGUAGAAGGUGGUAGAGGAAGCAGGAAAUGUGAAAAUGGAACUUAUGUCAGAGAUCGAGGCUCCUUAACAGAUAUUGAAGGAGUAGGUACCGUAGAAGUUCUUCGAAAAGGGAAAAAGUUCUAUGGAAAGAACGUGAAAAUUGAAGAAAUUGGAACCAACAAUUCUGAUGAAGAAGCAUGCAGCGGAACUGAAGGACUUAAAGGCAGUUCUCCAAGAGGGAAACUUGACAUUGACAUUUUAAAUGUCAAAACACAGCAGUGUUCACAGGUCCGGAAGAAGAGAAGCAAGGAACUUUUCUUCGGAGAUGAAAGCUCUGCAUUGGAUGCUCUCCAAACGUUGGCUGAUUUGUCGACUUUAAUGUUGCCAGUAUCUACUGUUGAAUCUGGAUUUAGUUUAUCCAUUGCUUCAUUCAUGUUUAUAUGGCAGGAGUUCCUAGAAGAAGACAAAAAGUCGAUGACCAAGGGGAAACACAAUGGUCAAAUUUCUGCUAAGUCAGAACAGUGGAAACCAGCCAAAACAUCAGGGGCUGAUUUGACAAUGUCAACUACACAAGUGUCUGCCGUUAACUCAGUUAGCUUGCCAGCCAAACGGCAACGUAAACGGAAGAUGGACCUGACCAGAAGAUUAAUCAAAAAAGAGGGGAGCUCCUCAGGCAACAUUGUCAAUAACCAACCUAAUACAAACUCUUUUCCGCAAGAAGAAAGAGUGCUUCUUCUAAAGGAAAAGCUUUCUCGUUGCCUGUCAUGUCCUUUAGCACGUAGAUGGUGCACUUUUGAAUGGUUCUACAGUGCUAUAGAUUACCCUUGGUUUGCCAAAAGGGAGUUUGUGGAUUAUCUAACUCAUGUUGGACUUGAGCAUAUUCCAAGGCUUACACGGGUAGAAUGGGGUGUCAUAAGAAGUUCUCUUGGUAAACCUCGGAGGUUUUCUGAACGUUUUUUAUAUGAAGAGAGGGAGAAACUUGAACAAUAUCGAGAUUCUGUGAGAAAACAUUAUGCUGAACUUCGCGCUGGUGCUAGGGAAGGACUUCCAACAGAUUUAGCUCGUCCUUUAUCGGUUGGAAAACGAGUAAUUGCUAUUCAUCCAAAAACAAGGGAACUUCAUGAUGGAAAAGUACUUACAGUUGAUCAUACUAAGUGCAGUAUUAUGUUUGAUUCUAGUGAUCUUGGAGUUGAAUUUGUCAUGGAUAUUGAUUGCAUGCCUUUAAAUCCAUUGGACUACGUGCCAGAAGCUCUGAGGAGACAGAACUUUGAUGUUGAUAAAUGUUCUUUGGUAUCUAAAGAGCCACAAAUGAAUGGGUAUCCAAAUUUUAGUGGGUCCAUGAGAUUUCCUUUUACUGGGCAGCUGGAAGGCGUAGGCGCUCCCGUGAAUACUCUGGUAAAGCAGGUGGAUACAAGUUAUGCCAUACCGCAAGCUAAGGUAUCAGAAACUAGCCCUGUUAGUGCACAACAAACAAUGCACAGCCAAUCAUGUGUCACAGCACAUAACCAAGCAAGGGAAGCUGAUAUACAGGCUCUUUCUUUGCUGAAUCGUGCACUAGAUGAAAAGGUUUCCUCUGCCCUGCUAAUUUUGCAGCAGCAUGGCAGCCCCCCGCCUACACGACCCAAGCCCUCAGUGACUUCUACUUUCUUAGGUUGCUUGAGGAGUUCUCUGGAUGAUUCUUUAACUUCUCAGGAUUCAGGAUCUGAAAUACUUAAAAUUGUCAAGGGCUCAAGAUCAAAAGCAUCAGCAAUGGUGGAUGCAGCUAUUAAGGCAGUAUCGUCUAUGAACGAAGGGGAAGAUGCAUUUUUGAGGAUCAGUGAGGCUUUGGAUGACAUAGACAAAGGGCAAUUAGCAUCUUACUCUAGGGUUCCUGGGAAUAGGUCACAAGAGCAAGUAAAUGACAGCUUGAAUCAGCAGAAUGGGUCAGUUUCUAGCGCAUCAGAACCUAUGUCUGUUGGUUUCAAACUGCGGGAUUCAGAUAAUGAGACACGAAUUCUUUCAGAUCUUAUCACAUCAUGUGUGUCAACUGUGCUCAUGAUACAGAUGUGUACUGAAAGACAGUAUCCCCCAACAAAUGUGGCUCAGAUAAUAGAUUCUGCUGUUACAAGCUUGCAGCCUUACUGUCCGCAGAAUCUGCCAAUUUAUAGAGAGAUACAGAUGUGCAUGGGAAGAAUUAAGACCCAAAUACUAGCUCUUAUACCGACAUGAGUUUGAUGCUUCUUUUUUCUUCUUCUUUUUUUCUUUUUCCUCUCUAAUAUUGCCCACAACUAACAUUGUAAAUAUUAAGGUAGAUCUUCCAGCUUUAGUUCUUUAAAUUUUUUUUUUUUUUUUCCAACUUUCUUUAGUAACUGAGAUGUUUUUGUAGUUUUGACAUUAACAUCAUCAAUAUAGAGUUCUUAUCUUUUGGCUAUAUA